AAAAUAGACAGAUAAGAGGCCAAAUAACCUUGACUAUCUUCGUACAUGUAGAUAAGAUUUAGUUGUUCCAUUGUCUUUGAAACACAACGUGUAAUAUGACUUUGGCGGCUUUGUUGGUUGUUGUUGCCCUGGGUUCUUAUGCCAACGGAUUCCUGUGGGGAUCAAAGGAAGUUUGUUUCCAUAGCGACGGUAUCGGCUGCUUCAGCAAUGCACGACCAUAUAACAACGCUAAAGGGUACUUACCCGAGUCGCCACAACAUAUACAGGUUGAGUUUCUGUUAUAUACGAGGAGCAACCGACAUACUCCCCAGAUUGUAACGAAACAAGCAUCGUCCAUCCACAGUUCUCAUUAUAGUGGAACCAAGAAGACAAAGUUCAUUAUUCAUGGCUACCAAGAUGAUGGUCGAGGACCAUGGCUCGGUAAAAUGGCAUCAGCUAUACUCACUAAGGAAGACGCCAACGUGUUUGCAGUCAACUGGGCCAAAGGAGCCGACAAUAUAAACUACAUACAGGCUGCAGCCAACACGCGCGUUGUUGGUGCGCUUAUUGCACAGUUUAUUACGUCUCUCCAUACCGCUGCGCAUGCUCCGUACAAAAACUUCCAUCUGAUUGGCCAUAGUCUAGGAUCGCACAUUUCCGGUUACGCCGGGGAGAGAAUACAUGGACUCGGUCGCAUUACUGGACUUGACCCCGCCGGACCAUUGUUUGAGAAGCAAGAUGCCAAAGUGCGGCUAGACCCGAGUGAUGCCCUGUUUGUUGAUGCAAUACACACUGAUGGAGAUUCUCUACUGGAAUUAGGUUUUGGGCUAGAGAAGGCUAUUGGCCAUGCAGACUACUACCCCAAUGGAGGAGAGAAACAGCCUGGCUGUACACAUGAAGUUGGAAAACAUCUGUUUAGUUUGAUCACAGGAAAAAUUGAAGGAUUUACUGACAGAGUUGCUUGUAGUCACAUGCGAGUGUUAGACCUGUUUACAGAGUCUAUAAACUCAAAUUGCCAUUUCCGGUCAUUUCCAUGUGCGAGCAAGAGUGAUUUUAAUGGCGGAAGAUGCACUUCCUGUGGGCAUGGUUGUGCUAAUAUGGGCUACAACGCGGACCAAGGGCAUCCGCAUGGUACAUUUUACCUCACAACAAGGGCAACUUCUCACUUCUGCGAACAAUAGCGUUGUAUUAAGCUUUUGCCUGUUAUUAAAACGUCUAAAUUGAACCAAUUAAAUCAAACUAAGUUGUU
Molecule: messenger RNA, 1228 nt
Organism: Mercenaria mercenaria
Lineage: Eukaryota; Metazoa; Mollusca; Bivalvia; Venerida; Veneridae
Product: pancreatic triacylglycerol lipase-like
Exons: 7
Coding region: 96-1160 (354 amino acids)
Biological process (GO): lipid metabolic process
Molecular function (GO): lipase activity
Source: RefSeq, a predicted model, not a curated record